Messenger RNA from Amaranthus tricolor (Joseph's coat), 1199 nucleotides. RefSeq names its product NEP1-interacting protein-like 1. The transcript is spliced from 5 exons. The record is from RefSeq and is a predicted model, not a curated record. The coding region runs from base 110 to 844 and encodes 244 amino acids. NCBI's taxonomy places the organism in Eukaryota, Viridiplantae, Streptophyta, Magnoliopsida, Caryophyllales, Amaranthaceae.
AAUACAUACCUUUCAAGGCUGCUUCUAUUCAUAACUCUUAUUUUUUCCAAAAUAUUUACAAUUAUAUUAGCUAAUUACUAUUUUUAAGUGUAUUCACAUAAAACUAAAUAUGAAUUUUCAUUGGAGAAGUUUUAUUUGUUCUUCUCAUUUGAAUUUUGUUUGUAGAAAGGUUGUUCAUUUAUUUGAAAGCAUGCAAAUUAGAGAUUUUGUAUUUGGAUUUGGAUUUCAAUUAGCUUUGAAAUUGUUGAAGAAAGUUGCUUUAGCAAUUGGUACCAUCACUUUUGCAUUUGGAGGGGUGAUAAUAGGAAGCAUAGCAGGAGCCAUAAAAGGGCAUACAACUGAAUCAGGCUUAUGUAGAGGUGCUGCAAUUGGGGUCAUGUCUGGUGCCAUUCUUGCUCUUGAAUUGCUUGAUUCACUCUUUAAUGGUCAUUUUUUAUCCAAGGUUGCUCUUUUUGGAAGCAUUUUCGAUGGGAAAGCCUUUAGAGAAUGGGUCAGCCCUGCAGUUCUCAAGGCUUACCAAUGGCAAACAAGUAUGAAUGAAGGCAUUGAAGAUGGAUCAGACUUGUACAACGUGGUUGAAAUUCGUGGGGUUUCCCUUGAGCUCAUCAGAAAGCUCCCAGUCUUCAAAUUUCGACCUAAUUCAUCAUCAAAAUCUCAUCUUCCAAUUUCGCAUACUCAAGUUUGUUGCACCAUUUGUUUACAGGAUCUUGUUGAGGGCGAAAAGGCAAGACAGCUGCCCGGGUGUCAACACUUAUUUCAUAUGUUGUGCAUUGAUGAAUGGCUUGCGCGAAGUACAUCAUGUCCAGUUUGUAGAAAGAUCGUUGAUUCUCCGGGUGAUCUCUAGGGCAGCAGAAGUAAUGUACUACUACUACAAAACUAAACUAAACUAUUAGGAAUGGCUAGAAUGUAAAAAUUGAAGCACAAAUUGUUGUGAGAGACAGUCUCUCUGAGAGACGCAUUAAAUAUACAAGCUAAACAACCCAAUUAGAAAUCUGUGCUUAUUGUUUUUAAGUCGUCUUUUUAAAAGACGGUCUCUUCCUAGAGUAGUUAAAAUUGAAAUUGUAGAAUACUUUGCUAAUUGUUAUAAUCUUUUGAUGUCAAAAUUAAAUUGCCAAACAUUCCAGUUUAUGGCCCCAUGGUAUCAAAGUGGCAAAAAAGACAAAGUGAGACGUAGAACAAUUGUUUUAUGUGAAUUAUUU